GUGAAGACACCUGUCAUGCUGGGAGGACAGGGCUCACGGGCUGGCGUCCCGCUCCUGCUGUGUGACCUUGGGCAAAUGCCGACCCCUCUCUGCACCUCAGUUUACCCCCUUUGGAAGGGCAUGGCUUCCAUCAUUUCUGAGCCCAUGCCCAGCUCUGAUAUGGUGUUAGGUCCCCAUAGGAGGGGGAGUCCCAAGGUAGUCCCUCAGCCCCCAGAGUCCCACCUCCUUGCCUGUGACAGCUGAGGCCACCGCUGAGACUGCAAUCCUUGCCACCCCGGACACUCACCAGGACUGGUCUGCCUCCUCCUUCCAACUGCCUCGUCAGGGGAACUAGGGAACCAGGCAAAGUUGAGUCAGUAUAGGGACCUACCGUUUGCAGAGCUCCCUCACAUUCAAGAUCUCCCUGGACCCUCAUGACACCCCUGGGAAGUAAAGUGCACCCCUACGCUCCCGGUCAGCCUGAUCCUGGACAAGUCUGGCACGUGAGCAUUUCGUCUUCAGGGCCCCCUCCCCACCCUUACUCCCACCCAGGCUGUCCCUUGCUCUCCAACCCUGCAGAGGGAUGCAUUUUGCCCAUUGUUUAGGAAGUUUCUGUCAUGUGCCCCAUCCUGUGCUAGGUCCUGGAGACACAGAUGAUUUAGACAUAUUCCUACCUUCAGAAAAUAAGAAUAAGGGAGGUAUGAUAGAGCUAUGGGGGGUGGAGGAGGUCCUGGAGGAGGUGACAUUGGAGCCAGGUAGUGAAGGAUGAGUAAGAAUUGGCCAGGUAGAAAGGAACAGGAAGGGUAUCCCAUGCCAAGAGAAGAGCAUGUGCAAAGACCUGGAAGUGGGAAAUGGAGUGAUGGGUGUUUUGGAGGGAAGAGAAAAUAUAAAUCCUUGAUGUGAUGAGUUUCGACUUUGUUCUGGGGCAGCAGCAGAGCUGCCGCUUGGCAAAUCUAGGCAGCAGCCCCCACCCCCACCUUUCAGCCAUCACAGGUAUGGCUAAGGGCUUCCCAAACGCAGCAGCUUUUGCCAGAGGCCACCCCAUCUUCUGUUUCUCCCCUCUAAGCCCAGACCCAACCUCUGCGCCCAUAUCCACAGCCAGACGCAGCACAGCCUCCCCCUGCUGUCCGGAGCUGGAAGUAGGAGAAGCCCAGGCUGCGCUGUGGCUGUGAUGUGAGUCCAGAAGGGCCAGGCUCCUGUACCCACCCAUCAUGAAGGUACCCUGUGAAGACCCCAGACUUUGGUAUCAGGCAGAUCCAGUAUCAAUUCCAGCCUCAGUGUCCUCCUCGGUACAAUGGGAAUAAAAAUACGUUGCCAGUAACGUGACUGGCAAAGAAUCCACGAGGGACGAUGGUCAGGAAUGGCUCAGCACACAGCGGGCAUGCAGCAAAUGGCCUUUUUUUCCCCGUGUCUUGAAAAAGAAAAGAAGAAAAUGUCUUUUCUUCCACAAAGCUUGGCUUUGUGGCCCAUCCCAAAGUCCCUGUUGUCUCCCCUCUCCCUCUUUCCCUGGCCAUUUUCCUUCUACCUCCCUACCAGACUUCCUGGGGGUCUCAAGGGAGAUGAGCUCGUGGCUGUUGCCUGCUCUGGCUCAGCACGCCUCCUGAGGAGUCUUCCCAGGGCCUCCAGAUCUCCCGCUUACUUCUGCUGUCUUGGGAGCCACACAGCCUUUGGGUCCGUGCUUGGGAAUUUAUGCCCAGCUAUGAGGUGCAAACUCAAAUAGGUGGCACACUUUCUCUGAGCCUUAACUCCUUCCGUAAGUAUGGGAGCAAGCAGGUAUGCACCACGGGGAUGACGAACCUAAGUCUAUGUCAUUUAUUUUCCCCAGCAAGUCCAAGCCUAGGCCCUCUAUCCAGGAGUUCUGCACAAAGGCAGUCAUGUGCAGAGGCUGCUCUGGGAUCCCCUUGUGUCCUGCCCUUGUGCCGGUGGCCAGAGGCUGUUGCCACCUCUUCCUUCCAGCAGGCUUUACAGAGAGGUGUGGCAUGAAUAAUGACCAGGCCCACUCUACGGCCAGAGCAGUAGUAGCUGGGGGCCUGGGGCAGGGACCAGGAACAAGACUAGUUGGGCAGCUAGCUCCAGGAGGUAGCUCCUCUACCAGGGGCUGGUGGCUGGCUGCUUCCCACCACAGAGGCUGGGUCAGUUCCCCCACAAAUGCCUGCCCAGGGCCGCUCUGCUCUUUCCGGCCAUCUUCAUGGGCCAGUCAUGGAGAACUUUGGCAGUGUUCCAGAUCUAAUCAUCACACCAGGUCCAGCCGAGACUGAGAGUGGCCCACGUGGAAUUCGAGGAGGCAGUGGGCAUUUCCCACCCACUUCCUCUGAAACCCCCUGGUUUCCUAAGCCAGGCUGAAAAGUAGGUCACCAAGGGUUCAGAGAAAUGCCCUACCCAGCUGGGCUGUCUCCUUGCCGUCUCUAAACACAUCCAAUCUCCCCACCUCCACAUCUUUCCCCACCUGUCCCCAUCAACUUUUGGUUUCCACAUGUCUCAAGUCCUUCCAUCCCUAAGCAGCUGGCGUCAACCACCCCCUCCCCACCCCGAUCUCUCUCCUCCUCCCUCCUUCUCUUUACUCUUGGCAGAGUGUGGCCAGGAGAUUUUCAUUCAUUGGCUCACCCUCACGCUAAUCUUGGUGUUAUCAUUCCCAUUUCAGAGAAGAAAAAAGCAAGGCUCAGGGAGAGGUUCCAGGAUUUGAACUGAGAGCUAACAUUCUUUAUUCUUUCCAUGAACAUGCGUUGUGGGCCUACUUCAUGCCACACACUGUGCCAGGCAUGGGGAAUACAUGGUGGAGACCUCAGAGUCCAGAUGAGACAGGAAGAAACCAAACCACCAUGCAAACAAAUGUAAAAUGACAACUGGGACAAGUGCUGUGACAAGGUCUGUGGGGACCUGGUCUAGUCUGGACUAGGGAGUCAGGAGAGGCUUCUUGCAGGAUGCAACAUUCAACGUAGCACCAGAGGUGGAGUAGACAAUGACCCAGAGAAGUGGGGACUCCAGAGAGAGGGAAUAACGUGUUGAAAGUCCCCAUGGUGAGAAGAAAGAGAGAAAAGUCAUGUGGCCAGAGCAUGAGGAGAGAGGAUUAGAGAUGGGGGUGCAGGUGGCAUGGGUCAGGACAAUAGGUUCUAGUGGGACCAGCAAGGAGUUGGGGUUUUAGCCUAGAGGCUCUGGGCUGGCCCUGGAGGUUCAAAGCAGAGGACAGUGCUGCCACUGUUCCUCCAACUAUCACCUCCCAGCCCACCGCUCUGCACCCAGGGACCACUUCCACCCUCUUCUCUGAUGCCCAGGACCUGGCACAAGGUGAGACAUCCUGGGGAGUCAGACUGGGCAGCUGAGUGGGCAGCCUCAUGACGGAGCAGGAGGCCUUGGCCCCGCCUCUCGUCAGAUGCUAGCUGGAUGCCUCCGGGCAGCACUUGCCCCUCCGUGUCCCCCAGAACUAUAAAGAAUGGACUGAUCGUCUUCUGCCAUCUCUGGUUGAUCCUCGUCCAUAGCCUGUAAUGAGGGAAUGGAGAAGAUACAGCAUGACUCCACCCAGGCCAGAUUCCAGGGCCUUGGCCCUGCAGUGGGCAGAGGGGCUGCCUGAGGCCUGCUGCUGGCCUAUGCCUUCCCAUCCCUCCUCCACCCCUGAGCCUGCCUCCCCUGGCCUUUCCCAAGGAGGGCACUCCGGGAAGCUUUCCUCGUCUCCCCACUCCAGACCUCACCUGCACCCUCACCCAUGUCUCCACCAUCAGCCUGGCAACUGCAUCAGAUGCUCGGGAGUCCCUGUUGGCCUGUCAGUGCUCAGCUGGACUGUUGGGCCUCUGGUUUUCCAGCUGUGGAAGAGUGUCAUUCUCUACUCUUCCUGUCUCCCUGGACAGGAGAGGACGGUGGGAACUGGAAUUCUUGUCAUAACCAUCAGCUACUCUGCCGGAGUGCUCCUUCCUGUCAAGCAUCCUCUUGAGACCCUGAAGUCAGCACCACCGUGGGCCACAGACACACCAGCUGACCCCAUAAAACAUUCCCUGAAAAGUUGUAGCCAGCUGCAUCCCCCGGGUAGGACUGUAUUGCCGUUGUGGGCACCAGUGAGCAGAGACAAGAUUAUAGAGCCCAUUAACAGCUGGAAAACUGAGGCUCCAGACAGAAGGGGCUGGCCCAGGCCACCACAGCAAGCCCUCCUACCUCACCCCAUCCUUGACUGCCUGGGUGGGUCCAGGGGAGCAGGACUGUGUGCGGUGCCAUCUCCCAUCCCCCACUGCGUUCCCUCACAGGUUCAGAAAGCAGCUGCUCCCUCCCAGGUGACACUGCACCCUGCCAUCUCUGUGAGGGGCCUCUUCUUUUGUGUGAGUUGCAGUUUCUGCUUGGGAGGCUGCCUUACCUUGUUAAGGGCCCUGCCUAAAGAGGUGGGGAUGGCCCUGAAGGUGCUGUCCCCAGGUCAGCACAGGGCCUUGAGCUCAUGGAGCAGGGGCCAGGCCAGCUUGUUGAGAGGGCCCAGGUCAAUCCACAGCCUGCCACAUCAGCUUUUUUUAUACUGAUCAUGCCUACCUGAAACGUGGGGAGUGCUUUGCUGUCCACAAGUCUAAUUGUACGUGUCUUCUCAGGGAAGGCGCCCUACAGCCCAGGGAAGCAGGAACAGGGAUUAUCCGCAUUGUACAGAUAAAUAAACCAAGGUGCAAGGUUAUGGCCAUCUGGACGCUGGAUCCCUGCAGUCCAGCACAGUCACACAACAGGGCCUCAGGAAAGGGUGGUGCUGGAGGCAGCAGGGCAGCAGGAGCUGUGGGUGUCAGGGUUCUGGGCAGAGAGUGGACCUUGCCUGUUACUGAGAGAUAGAGA
Molecule: messenger RNA, 4773 nt
Organism: Nomascus leucogenys (northern white-cheeked gibbon)
Lineage: Eukaryota; Metazoa; Chordata; Mammalia; Primates; Hylobatidae
Exons: 2
Coding region: 3462-4475 (337 amino acids)
Source: RefSeq, a predicted model, not a curated record